AAAGAAUACACCGGGCUAUACGAGAAAUGAUCGUUCUUGAUAACCAACCUUUUUCUGUUGUGGAGAAUAAAGGAUUCAAGAGAUUGUUUGCUGUCCUGGAACGAAAGUAUAGUAUACCCAGUCGGCCAUAUUUCAGCAAAACUGUCAUUCCUGAGAUAUACGAAAAGUGAUAAAGUAGAGUAGCUGAAAUGUUAGCAGAUGCAAGAUUUAUUUCCUUCACAACAGACAUGUGGACUUCUGGUGUGAACAAUAAGGGCUUUAUAAGUUUAACUGGACAUUGGGUUUCCAGAAAUUUUGAACAAAACAUUAUGUGCUAAGUAUUCGUGGUCUGGAUGGCAGUCAUACUG
Acanthoscelides obtectus is the source of this 347-nucleotide messenger RNA. The record is from the annotation of a GenBank genome assembly. NCBI's taxonomy places the organism in Eukaryota, Metazoa, Arthropoda, Insecta, Coleoptera, Chrysomelidae.